GCGCUAUAGCCUGUUGUGGGGCUGCAUGGACUGGCGCAAGCUGUUCUACCCUUUUAUUUUGUUCUAUUUAUUUAUUUUUUAAGUCCAAACCGACUUUUAAAAAUUAAUUCGACUUAAUUUUUCUCUCUCUCCCUCUCUCUCUGUUUUUUUUUUUAAUUUAAUAUUUUCGUAAAAAAUUCUGACUAACCGUACCUAAUAAAAAAAUAUUAAACGAAACCUUCCUUUCUCCAAAUCGGGCUACGGCACGAAUUCCUCUUCGGACUGCAGUUCUCAUUUUCCCAGCUCAAGCCUCCAUGCUCGUACCGAUAACCGCAGCAGCCCUCCCCCCUGUUCUUCGCCGGCCAUCGCACCUCGCGGGUUCACCCUUUUGCUGUCCUCCCAUCGCUGGUCGCGACCCUUCCGCUCACCCCCUUCCGCCCAUCAAGGCAUCAACCACAGCGAUCUGCUUGUCGAGUCGUCGCCGCACCCCUAACGGUGACUGCAGGGGCAUGGGACGACGAUGGAGCGUAGGGACGAUCGCAGCGGCGGCGGCGGCGGCAGGUGUGGCAAUCGUUGGGAUAUGGAUGCAGUACGGAGGGAGAUGGGGAUGGGACAAGGACGCCGCUCUACACCUCUUUCAGGAAUUAUCUGAGGGGUUGGGAUGCUGGGCAAUCCCGCUUUACGUGGGUAUCCACACCGUAAGUCUCGCUCUCUGCUUGCCUUACGCCGUCUUCUUCGAGGCUGGAGCUUCUCUGCUAUUCGGCUUCUUUCCUGCUCUCCUCUGCGUCUUCGCUGCGAAGGUCCUCGGGGCUUCGUUCUCCUUCUGGAUCGGCAGGCUAGUGUUUAAAAGUUCAAAUUUAGCAAUGAAAUGGGCUCAGAGAAACAAGUACUUCCAAUUGCUCUCCAAAGGAGUUGAACGCGAUGGCUGGAGAUUUGUCCUCCUUGCCCGCUUUUCGCCUGUACCUUCCUAUGUCAUCAAUUAUGCCCUCGCAGCUACUGAAGUUGGGUUUCUUGUUGAUUUCCUGCUGCCAACAGUUAUUGGAUGCCUGCCAAUGAUCUUACAGAACACAUCCAUUGGCAGCCUUGCUGGUGCGGCUGUGGCUUCCCCACCUGGAUCUGCUAAAUCUCAGAUUUGGUCCUACCUUUUCCCUCUGCUUGGAAUUGUAUCAAGCAUUCUAAUAUCCCUGAGAAUUAAGAAGUACUCUGCUGAAAUCUUGGUGACUGAAUCCUGCCCUGGCCCUGGUGAGGAUAGUCGCAUCUGUAAUAAAAACACUGGCUCAUCCGAAACAUUGUCUGGUAGGUAAGGAGUGUUGCUCCGCAAGGAAAGUCAAUAUUUGUUUCAUUGUGACUAAUCUUUUUGUUUGAUUUUUACAUCCAUCAUGUCCUGUUGUCAGUUAUGUGAUGAAUAUCCCUGUUAUAACUGAUGAAUAUCUCCCUGCUCUCGGUCU
Molecule: messenger RNA, 1427 nt
Organism: Malania oleifera
Lineage: Eukaryota; Viridiplantae; Streptophyta; Magnoliopsida; Santalales; Ximeniaceae
Exons: 2
Coding region: 294-1283 (329 amino acids)
Cellular component (GO): membrane
Source: RefSeq, a predicted model, not a curated record